AUGGGGGAGCAGGGACUGUAUGGGGGCAGGGGCUGCGUGGGGGAGCAGGGACUGUACGGGGGCAGGGACUGUACGGGGACAUGGACUGUACGGGGGCAGGGACUGUAUGGGGGCAGGGACUGUAUGGGGGCAGGGACUGUAUGGGGAGCAGGGACUGUACGGGGGCAGGGACUGUAUGGGGAGCAGGGACUGUAUGGGGGCAGGGGCUGUGUGGGGGAGCAGGGGACUGUAUGGAGAGCAGGGGACUGUACGGGGAGAGCAGGGACUGUACGGGGAGAGCAGGGACUGUACGGGGAGAGCAGGGACUGUACGGGGAGAGCAGGGACUGUACGGGGAGAGCAGGGACUGUACGGGGAGAGCAGGGACUGUACGGGGAGAGCAGGGACUGUACGGGGGGAGCAGGGACAGUAUGGGGAGCAGGGACUGUAUGGGGAGCAGGGACUGUAUGGGGAGCAGGGACUGUAUGGGGAGCAGGGACUGUAUGGGGAGCAGGGCCAGUACGGGGAGCAGGGCCAGUACGGGGAGCAGGGACUGUACGGGGAGCAGGGACUGUACGGGGAGCAGGGACUGUACGGGGAGCAGGGGCUGUACGGGGAGCAGGGGCUGUACGGGGAGCAGGGACUGUACGGGGAGCAGGGACUGUAUGGGGAGCAGGGACUGUAUGGGGAGCAGGGACUGUAUGGGAAGCAGGGGCUGUAUGGGAAGCAGGGGCUGUACGGGGAGCAGGGGCUGUACGGGGAGCAGGGGCUGUACGGGGAGCAGGGACUGUACGGGGAGCAGGGACUGUACGGGGAGCAGGGACUGUACGGGGAGCAGGGACUGUAUGGGGAGCAGGGACUGUAUGGGGAGCAGGGACUGUAUGGGGAGCAGGGGCUGUACGGGGAGCAGGGGCUGUACGGGGAGCAGGGACUGUACGGGGAGCAGGGACUGCAUGGGGAGCAGGGACUGCAUGGGGAGCAGGGACUGUAUGGGGAGCAGGGACUGUAUGGGGAAGCAGGGACUGUAUGGGGAAGCAGGGACUGUACGGGGAGCAGGGACUGUAUGGGGAGCAGGGACUGUAUGGGGAGCAGGGACUGUAUGGGGAGCAGGGACUUCCUGCACUUGAAUCCAUUUUACUGGAAAAAUCCAGCAGCUUUUGUUUUGCCUUGA
Molecule: messenger RNA, 1149 nt
Organism: Saccoglossus kowalevskii
Lineage: Eukaryota; Metazoa; Hemichordata; Enteropneusta; Harrimaniidae
Product: collagen alpha-1(XXIV) chain-like
Source: RefSeq, a predicted model, not a curated record